AUGAGCCAAAAAAGAGAAGGAGGGAUAAAGAAGGGCGGACGAGCCGAACGUCCCCCUCACACCCCGGAAAGGCACGUUCAUAUGAUCGACAGGAGAUUUGCAGGAGGGAAAAUUUCCAAAUCAUCUCGCAAAAGACACUUUAAAGAAGUAUACCAUGUCGGAGAAGGGGACAGGUCACCCGACCUCCCUACUAUCGCCUUCACCAAAGAAGACGCCGCAAGCAUCAUCCCUGGGCAUGAUGACCCCAUGGUCGUUACCAUCAUACUAGCUAAUGCCAACCUCCACCGAACACUGGUUGAUCAGGGAAGCUCCACGGACAUCCUAUUCAAAUCCACCUUCAAAAAGCUCGGACUACAAGAAAAGGAGCUCAGAGCAUAUCCCAACAGCCUGUUCGGGCUAGGAGACGCUCUGAUCCAGCCCCUCGGGUACAUCCCACUGCGCACGACCUUCGGAAAAGGAACCCGGUCCAGAACACUGAGCAUAGACUACACCGUGGUUGAUGUGAACUCCGCGUACAACGCCUUUAUAGGUCGGACGACCUUAAACCAGCUCGCCGCAGUAGUCUCCACUCCACACCUAUGCAUGAAGUUUCCAACUCCGGAGGGGAUAGCCACCAUAAAAGGAGACCAAAAGCUCACGCGACGCUGUUAUAACGAAAGUCUAAACUUUAAAGGCGACCCCAGAGGAAAAGAAGCCAAUACCAUUGAACUCGGGGGAACCAGGGCUCGCGAAGAAUUUCGCCCCCAACUAGAAGGCGAGACCGAAGAGGUCCAAAUCGGAGACAGCAGAGGUAAAACAACAAACGUAGGUGCAAACCUAAGAGAAUACCUAAAGGAGCUACUAAUAAAAUUCCUAAGGAAAAACUCCGACCUUUUCGCAUGGAAAGCCGCGGACAUGCCCGGCAUAAAUCCUGGAUUAAUGUGCCACAAACUGGCAGUGUACCCCGGAUCUCGAUCAGUGCAACAAAAGCGCAGAAAGCUCGUUCGGGAAAGGUCACAAGUCAUGGAGGAACAAAUACAGGCCUUACUAGAGGCAGGGUUCAUACGGGAGGUCAAAUACCCACUAUGGCUGGCCAACGUCGUACUGGUUAAAAAGCCAGAUGGAAAGUGGCGGAUGUGUGUCGACUACACCGAUUUCAACAAAGCCUGCCUAAAAUACCCUUACCCCCUCCCGAAUAUCGACACCCUAGUCGACGUCUUGUCGGGAUACAAGUACCUCUCCUUCAUGGACGAUUACUCGAGGUACAACCAGAUCCCAAUGCAUCAACCUGACCAAGAGAAGACCUCGUUCCUAACCCCGAAAGCAAACUACUGCUACGUAGUCAUGCCGUUCGAACUUAAGAACGCGGGGACUACAUAUCAGAGGUUGAUGAACAAAGUAUUCGCCGACCACAUUGGGAAGCUGAUGGAAGUCUAUGUAGACGACAUGCUGGUAAAAACCCAAAGCGAAGAAAUGCUGCUACCCAACCCCGCUGAAGUAUUCAGCACCAUAAGAAAGCACGGGAUGAGACUAAAUCCCACAAAAUGUACUUUCGCGGUAGAAGCUGGCAAAUUCCUAGGGUUCAUGCUCACUGAUAAGCGAGAAUUUGUUGUUGAUUCGGAAUUUCUCAAAGUAAGAAUAUCUUCGUUGCAAGUAUAG
Messenger RNA from Arachis ipaensis, 1638 nucleotides. RefSeq lists its product as uncharacterized. The record is from RefSeq and is a predicted model, not a curated record. Lineage: Eukaryota; Viridiplantae; Streptophyta; Magnoliopsida; Fabales; Fabaceae.